Dendronephthya gigantea is the source of this 1527-nucleotide messenger RNA. RefSeq lists its product as uncharacterized. The record is from RefSeq and is a predicted model, not a curated record. Bases 1 to 1527 code for a protein of 508 amino acids. Gene Ontology annotation, molecular function: nucleic acid binding. NCBI's taxonomy places the organism in Eukaryota, Metazoa, Cnidaria, Anthozoa, Malacalcyonacea, Nephtheidae. Gene Ontology annotation, biological process: DNA integration. The transcript is spliced from 2 exons.
AUGACAAUACGAAGUUCACUACAAGAGAGGAAAAGAAAUGUACCUGGCGGACACGUUAAGCAGGCAUUAUUGAGGCGAAACACGAGACAACGACCAAGGACGAGGUGCCCAAUCACAUUCGCUGAAGAAUUAGAACAAGUCGAGCAGAUCGAAGAAAUUAACGGACUUGUGGCAUCAACCAGCACCAUAACAAAAUUCAGAGAGGCAACCGCGAAAGAUGAAACCCUUCAGGCAGUAAAAGCAACUGUACAGCAGGGAUGGCCAAACAGCAAAAGAAACCUCCCCGAGGGGGUAAGUCCAUAUUUUGACUACCGUGACGAACUUGUAUGGCAAGAUGGACUUCUUCUGAGAGGAGAUCAGGUGGUAGUUCCAGCGUCCCUGAGAAAAGAAAUCAUGCAGGAGCUUCACAUGGCCCACCAAGGGGCAGGGUCUACUUUAAGACGUGCCUGCGAAAGUCUCUACUGGCCCAACAUGAGCAGCAACAUUAAGGAACAAAUCUCCAAAUGUGACCUGUGUGCAUCUUUCAAGCCACAGCAACAAAGGGAGCCGUUGAUCAGUCACCAGGUCCCAGACCGUCCGUGGGCAAAGAUUGCAAUAGAUUUAUUCCAGUACCAGAAUAAAGAUUACCUAGUUACGGUAGACUAUUAUUCAAAUUUCUUCGAGAUAGAUCGUGUAUACAGCUCAACCUCGUCCACUAUUAUCAAGAAAGUAAAGAGCCACAUUGCCCGGUAUGGCAUACCCGAGGAGCUGGUUUCAGACAACGGCCCGCAGUUUAUCUCGCAAGAAUUCCAGUCGUUCGCUAAGGACUAUGGUUUUCGUCAUACCCAAACGAGCCCGCACCAUCAUCGGUCCAAUGGUAAAGUGGAAGCUGCCGUCAAGCAAGCAAAGAAAGCUGUGCGAGUAGCCCAGACGAGCAACGGUGAUUUCUACCUGGCGCUUCUCAGCAUUCGCAACACCCCGCAGGAAGGAAUGGCAUCAAGUCCUGCUCAAAGAUUGAUGAGUAGGCGAACGAAAACGACCCUGCCGUCAAUGACAAACUUGCUGGAACCCAGAGUGAUCACAGGCGUUCAAAACCGAAUUCAAACACAACAGAAACGGCAGCAAAGGUACUACAAUAAAGGAACGCGGAUGUUAGAGCCACUGCGAGAAGGCGACACAGUCAAAAUGCAGCCUGUUCAACUUGGUCAGAAGAAAUGGGCCACCGGAAAAGUCGUAAAAAACGUUGGUAUUCGUUCCUACAAAGUAGUUGCAGACGGCACUACUUACAUCCGAAACCGCAAAUAUUUGAGGAAAGUCGGAGUUGAAGAUUCUGCACAGGAUGAACCGUUGACUGCACCAAACGAAGAGCAUGAGCAAGCCGCCGUUGAACCAGAGCAACAUCACGAGGAAACAGUCGAGACACAAACUCCGACGAUUGACCAAAUUCCAGACGCCGCAACGGAUGUGACAUCACAGGCACUCACAACCAGAAGAAGCCGAAGAGUCAUCACAAGACCCAAGAGAUUGAAUGACUAUGUUAUUUAUUAA